AUGCCCUCCUCCAAUCUGGAAGACAUCCAGGCCUCUUCUGACAAGAUCAAAAGCCAGCUCGCCAAAGACAGGACUCUUCCAGGCCAGAAGCGGCUUCUCAAGUGGACCAAAGGACGCAAGCUGGUUGACGAAAGUCUGCAAGCAGGGGACCUUCUGCCCUCUGAGAAGACGCUGGAGCUGGCAGAAUGGAUCGAGGAUGACCUUUCUUCAACAACUGCAGCCGUAUCAGCAUCACUCAAGCUACUCUGGUCACACUCUAUCAUGGGCCAGGUCCUCUCCGCUACCGAUACCGUCGAUUGUUCCAAGACCAAACCUCAAGCUUGCUUACUCGUCGCCGAAGACGCCCGCGGACCUUUGGGGUUACUCAAGCGCACAGAGAGGUUGUUGACCGGUCUAACUAGCUUUAUCCUUACGGAGGAUCUGCUCGAUGCCCGUGGUCAACCAGCCGAGCUUGCAAACGUCACUCAACUUCUCUGCUCUGUUCUGGAACUCGUCGCCGAAGGUCGGUUCGCAGGACCACUCUUGCAUCUCUACAUCGGAGAACUUCUUCUUCAACUGUCUGACAACGACGAAUGUCGCCAGCUCUUGACAGACCAGAAGACUUUGGGCUUCACAAAGCUCGGUCAACUUCUCUUCACCUCCCAGUCAUCCACUCUCUCAUCCUCCCUCCUCCGUCUCAUCCACCGUCUCCUCCCAGAGCACAUCAAAGGUUCCGGCAAAGCAUCCGCACGGACCAAAUGCUGCAAAGACGUCAUCGUCAAACAAGGUUGGAGCAUCGAGGUGGCGAAAGAAGGACUGGUGGCCAUUGGGAGGAUGGAGAAAGACCUUGUGCCUCGGCACUUGGCAAAGCUUAUCAACAUCUUCUCAAAAGAAAGUUCGCUCGUCCGUCCUGUCGCGUUUACUUUGACAAGCAUGUCUAUCGAUGGGGACGAUCAGGCGGCAGAAGAUGACGCGAGUCAAGCGUUUGACAAAGGCAAUAUGCUUCUUUACAUCGAUUCCUGGGGCUGGAGAUUCGAGUUGGGAGGCAAGCUUGGGUCAGACGUCUGCUCUAGUCAUUCUCAUCAAGACGUCCGAUCUGUCAAUAUCUCUACGAAUGACAAGGGGUCAGCCACACACGAGCUCAUAGCAACUUCACUCCUCGGCGAUACCACCACCAUCAAAUUCACGUCCCCUUCUGCCGCUCUGAAUCCUCAUCUCGACCUCGGCGCCCCCCGUCGCAUUUCUACCCCCGAUCCAGCUGAGACACCCUCAGCAGCAGUAGAAGACCUCGUUAAGCCUUAUCCAAAGUCUGAAAAGAUUAUCGCGCCAGCAAAGAAGGUGGAAGAGAUGAAACGCAAGCAGCGAUUCUCUUCGAUGGGAGGGGCGCGGGGAGGGACGACGAUCACGUCGGAUGCGGAGGAUGUGUUUUCAAGCGUUGAGGAUGAUCCGAAGCCGAAAAGAAAUAGCGUGACCCCUGCUGCAUGUUUUUCCGGGGGUGAGAAGGAUGCUCAUGAUGUUAGAGUCAAGGUUGAGGAACAGGUUGAGCCAAAGAAGGAGAAAGUGCCCGUGCCCUUCAAGUCUGAAGAACAAGAAGACUCCGAGUCCGAGGAUGAACUCUUUGUCAAUCGCAGAUUCAUCUCGAGCACCCCUAAGAACGCUAUCGCAAAGACUUAUGGCAGUAAACCUUCUUCCCGCAGACCGAUGCUUGUCAAAUCGCCCAUCCUGGAUGAUCCAUCUCCCAAGUCCUUCGCCAUCACUGCUACACCACACAAGCGAGCUCCCAAGGCGACAAAAUCAACAAAGAAGUCAUCCACCUUGCCCACGUUAACACCUGGCGGCAAAAAAGAGUCGCAGCAGACGAAGCGACUCAAGACCAAGUCCUCAACUUUGGCGGGGGAGAUCAAGAUCGGGAGAGAGGCCACGCCGGGGUCUUUGAGAGAUGAGAGUGUGGAGAGUCAUACAGACAAGCCGGUCGGCAGGACGCAGAAGAAGAGCAAAGCGAAAUCUACUGUGGUCUCUGAGAAGUCUAAGAAGGCUGCGUCUUCAUCCGUCGAUACCGAACACGACGACGGCGAUUCGUCCAGCGAAGACGAGAAAUCCCCAUCUAUCCCCACUGCUCGACCCGAAACUCUGCAGUCAGCCGGGACUGAUGAGGUUUCCCCGUCUGCCGUGAAAGCUGGGAUGGUCAAGGGCAAGAACGCAAAGACGAAAGUGGCCGCCCCCGAGGAGUCAGAGUCGGAGGCAGAGGCGCCGCUGGCCAAAACCCGCCGCUCCAAGUCCAGUGUCAAGCUGCAGACUGCCGACCCGCCCGCCUCAGAAUCCGAAGCUGCAGCCCCAUCUGUAUCACCAAACCCUCGGAGGUCUAGGAAGCGCAUCCCCAAAGAUUAUCCGCGAGCCGAUCCUGAUGAGGGCAGUUCGAGCGAUAUUGGAGACGUUUUGCCUCCUACCAAACGCCGCAUCGAAUCGUCGGACGAGGAAGCGGAAGCACCGCCGAGAAAGGGGAAGAAGGUCAGAGAGGAGGUGGUGUACGAUCCAACAAUGGAAGAAGGCAACAAGUCCGUUGAAGAUGAAAGUUCUACUCUGGAACCCAAGACCAAGCAAAGGGCCAAGAUUACUCUCGACAAGAAACCACGUCCCCGAGCUUCCACUACUUCAAAGGCUGAUGCCACCGUUCCUUCGGUCGCUGAAAAGACCCGUCGUUCAUCUCGCCGGAAGACGAAGCCGAUGGCAGCGCUCCAAAGUGGCAUCCCGAAGAAUCACACAGACAACUCGUUCGAGGACUUGGAUGCAGAAGAGGAGAAUCAUCCGGCAACAACGAUCAAAGCCUCGGCGUCAGAUGCUGAAACUGCUAGGGCUGUUGCCCCUCGAGAAUCGAUCAAGUCAUCCGCCGUGACCAAGAGGUCAUCCAAAUCAUCCCCCAAGCGCAAACGCAUUCCUUCAUCGUCCCCCGAAUCUUCCGACUCUGUUCCUGACUCUGGUUUUGAGCUUGAUCCGAUCGAAAGCUCGGCCACUUCGUCCGACGAUGGAAGCGAGGAACCGUUGCCAAAGGUAGCAAAGGUCAAAACCGGGAGCGUGAAGAAAGGUAUUGUGAAGAACGGUGGUACAAAAGAAGUGGAGAAGAAAAACGGCGCCAAAGAGAACCUCGACAAAGACAGAUCGGCCACGGUGAACACUACUGGGAAGAAGAAGAAAGGAGGAGAGAAGCAAGAGUUUUCUGGUUCGAAAAUGGCUAAAGAGUUCUCUGCGGCCUUGAAGAAGAAUGCUGGCAACACUCGAGCUAGAGCUCGCUAG
Molecule: messenger RNA, 3270 nt
Organism: Cryptococcus wingfieldii CBS 7118
Lineage: Eukaryota; Fungi; Basidiomycota; Tremellomycetes; Tremellales; Cryptococcaceae
Exons: 15
Coding region: 1-3270 (1089 amino acids)
Source: RefSeq, a predicted model, not a curated record